Messenger RNA from Platichthys flesus (European flounder), 1498 nucleotides. RefSeq names its product GDP-mannose 4,6-dehydratase (gene gmds). Gene Ontology annotation, molecular function: GDP-mannose 4,6-dehydratase activity. The transcript has 11 exons. The record is from RefSeq and is a predicted model, not a curated record. Lineage: Eukaryota; Metazoa; Chordata; Actinopteri; Pleuronectiformes; Pleuronectidae. Gene Ontology annotation, biological process: GDP-mannose metabolic process. Bases 117 to 1232 code for a protein of 371 amino acids.
GUACGUCAGGUCUUCGUAACGUUCCACCGGGCUCUCGCCGUCAACACACGCUCGCUUCUCUCCGGUUGUGUCUCUCGUUUCUGUCCCAAAACCCGUCAACACUCCACCGGUAAGAGAUGGCCCAGUGCUCCCAGUCCAACGCCGCUGGCUCCGCCGCGAACGCACAGCCGCAGGAGACGAGGAAGGUGGCGCUCAUCACCGGUAUCACCGGACAGGAUGGCUCCUACCUCGCUGAGUUCCUGAUCGAAAAAGGCUACAUGGUUCACGGUAUUUUGCGUCGAUCCAGCUCCUUCAACACUGGUCGCAUUCAGCAUCUUUACAAGGACCCCUGCACACACACUUCAGACAAGAUGGCGCUGCAUUACGGCGACCUGACCGACAGCACGUGUCUGGUGAAGAUCAUCAACGAGGUGAAGCCGACAGAGAUCUACAACCUGGGCGCUCAGAGCCACGUCAAGAUCUCAUUUGACUUGGCCGAGUACACGGCCAACGUGGACGGCGUGGGCACGCUGCGCCUCCUGGACGCCGUAAAGACCUGCGGUCUGACCAAUAGCGUCAGAUUCUACCAGGCCUCCACCAGCGAGCUGUACGGGAAGGUCCUGGAGAUCCCUCAAAAGGAAACCACUCCCUUCUACCCCCGCUCACCUUACGGUGCUGCCAAGCUGUACGCCUACUGGAUCGUGGUGAACUUCCGUGAGGCCUACAACAUGUUCGCCGUCAACGGGAUCCUGUUCAACCACGAGAGCCCGAGGAGAGGUGGGAACUUUGUGACUCGUAAGAUCACCCGCUCUGUGGCGAAGAUUCACCUGGGCUUACAGGAGUUCGUCAGCCUGGGCAACCUGGACUCCAAGAGGGACUGGGGCCACGCCAUCGACUACGUGGAGGCCAUGUGGAUGAUGCUGCAAAUGGACCAGCCAGACGAUUUCGUCAUAUCGACAGGGGAGGUGCACAGUGUGAGGGAGUUUGUGGAGGCGGCCUUCAGACAUGUGGGGAAGACUAUUGUGUGGGAGGGGAAGGAUGAGAAUGAGAUCGGCCGCUGCAAGGAGACGGGGGUGGUGCACGUGAAGGUGGACUCAAAGUUCUUCCGCCCCACUGAAGUGGAAUACCUGCAAGGUGACAGCACCAAAGCGUUUGAGAAGUUUGGUUGGAAGCCGAAAAUCACUUUCAAGGAGCUGGUGACGGAGAUGAUGGCGUCCGACAUUGAGCUGAUGAAGACCAACCCCACAGCCUGAGUGGGGGGGGCUCCGUCCUGCAGCUGUAGCACUCCAGUGUCCUGAGGAACACGCUGAGCUUUUACCUUUCCUGGCUUUUUCCAAAUGAAAUGAUCAAUUUUUUUUUGUAUUCAUGAAGAGGUUUGAUCGAACCGCUCGUGGCCUUUGUCCUGAUUUGUCCUGGUUUGUCCCUCGUCUGUCCCUCGUAUGAAUAUGAUUGAUUUGCUUUUAUCGACACGCAGCAAAGAGGCCUUACAUUCCACUGUAUCAUGUAUAUGUCAGUGUGU